CUUCUUCUCCAUUACCAAACCUUCGAAACUAAAAUGGCCACGCUCACCAUGGCCCUCUCAUCUUCAACUCCUCACAGCCUCUACCCACUUCGUAAAACCUCUUCCCCACCUCUGUUUUACACUUUACCACCCACUUUCACCACCUCUCAACCUAUUCCGAGACCUUCAUUAUUGAACACCAAAAUUCAGUGCGUUAAGGAAGAACGAGCUCCUCGAACGCCUGGUGUCGACCCCAAGGCUGGAGUUGCUCUCUACAAGCCCAAAUCGUACGAUGUUCUCGUCACUGACGCCGCAAAGUCGCUUGCUUAUGCUCUCGAAGAUGGAAAGACCCGUUUGGAGAUUGAUUUCCCGCCCUUACCAAGCAACAUAUCUUCGUAUAAGGGAUCUUCAGAUGAAUUCAUUGAUGCCAACAUUCAACUGGCCUUGGCUGUUGUAAGGAAGCUCCAGGAAAGAAGGGAAACCAGAGCCUGCAUUGUGUUUCCUGAUAAACCAGAAAAGCGCAGGGCCUCGGAGUUGUUCAGAUCAGCUAUAGACUCGAUUGAUGGUAUAACUAUAGGUUCCUUGGAUGAUAUUCCUGGGGAUGCUGUCAGUUCAUUCUUCAGAUCAAUAAGGAGCACACUCGAUUUUGAUUUUGAAGAUGAGAAUGAAGAUCGUUGGACAUCCAGUGAACCUCCUUCUCUAUAUAUAUUUAUUAAUUGCAGCACACGUGAACUUGGUACAAUAGAGAAGUAUGUGGAAAAGUUUGCCAUGUCAACCCCAACACUUUUGUUUAAUCUUGAACUCGAGACAUUACGUGCUGACUUGGGUCUUCUGGGAUUUCCACCCAAAGAUCUGCAUUACCGAUUUCUUUCUCAAUUCAUUCCAGUGUUCUACAUUCGAAUUAGAGAAUACUCAAAGACAGUAGCAGUAUCCCCUUAUAUCGUUAACUACAAUGGAGCACUGUUUCGCCAAUACCCUGGGCCGUGGCAGGUAAUGCUUAAACAAACAGAUAGUUCUUUUGCUUGUGUGGCAGAGAGUACUACACGAUUCACUCUGGGUGAAACUAAAGAAGAAUUAUUGAGGGUCUUAGGACUACAAGAGGAACAAGGAAGCUCACUUGAAUUUCUUCGCAGAGGCUACAAGAGUUCUACUUGGUGGGAAGAAGAUGUUGAGCUAGAAGCGUAUUCUGAAUGGCGCAGUUGAGCAAGAUCAACAGAAAGGCAACCAAAGAUAUCGAAAUGUGCCUCUGUGGUCCUAUGGAUCCGUGACAGCCAAUCUGGUAAUUACAAGAUAUAUCAACAUGCGAGGCUUCAUUUUUUUAGUUGAAAUAUAGUAAAUUCUUUUAUGGUUUGAAAGGAACUGAAUCCUUGUGAGAUAUGCUGGAAACCUGAAAAUGUUACCUCUAUUCAGUUGUAUAGAAAAUAUAAGAAAACCAGGAGGAAUUUAACUCCCAAAAAUUUUCAGUGCAAUGAGAAUAUUGUCACUUCAACAA
Humulus lupulus (European hop) is the source of this 1471-nucleotide messenger RNA. Its product is annotated as protein LPA3. NCBI's taxonomy places the organism in Eukaryota, Viridiplantae, Streptophyta, Magnoliopsida, Rosales, Cannabaceae. Bases 34 to 1182 code for a protein of 382 amino acids. The record is from RefSeq and is a predicted model, not a curated record. The transcript is spliced from 12 exons.